This is a messenger RNA of Trichobilharzia regenti, 546 nucleotides long. The record is from the annotation of a GenBank genome assembly. NCBI's taxonomy places the organism in Eukaryota, Metazoa, Platyhelminthes, Trematoda, Strigeidida, Schistosomatidae.
AUGAUGAUAAUUGAUGCAUUCUUGAUGCUUUUGGUAACCCUGACAAUGAUUGUAAUGGUGAAUAAAGUUAAACAACUUUGUAUGUGGAUUGAAUAUAACAGCUGGAUAACAAUUGUUCUGAUACUUAUUGAAACGCUUCCAGUUCUUCUUCUCGCAUUACUCAAACUACUUGGAUAUCGCCGUGACAUUGAUCAUUUUCUCAUAGGAUUCAGUUUCGUACUAUGUUCUAUGGGUUUCGCCACUAUGGUGAAAACCAUUUAUUUAUUUACAGCUCUGACGGCCAUUGGUUUGACGGUUUUGUUGACUGGACUUAUGCUCUUUCUGGCUCUAUAUUUGAGAGAUUCAAAUUUGCUAUUUACCACUACUCUUUUCGUAAUUUUGUGUGUUUCGAUAGUCGCUGGACUUAUAUUGUACAUUAUCGAAGCUACAUUAGAUAAAGGAAAGGUGUUGAGGAUUGCCACUGGAGUUUGUUUCCUUUUCGCUGUGAUAUUAGCUGUUUUCUUGACGUUUGUUUGGCUUUGUUCUCAAUAUUAUGCAUUUUCUUGA